GCGCUGUACGGCGCCAACUUCGACGCGGCCGGCACCUCGGCCACCUACACCUGGGACAACACGACCGGGCAGCAGUACAUCGACGGCAGCGUGGCCGCCAACACCGGCACGACGAUCACCGGCAAGAUCUUCUCGACCGUGUGGACAGGCGGUGCGACCACGACCUACGACCUCAGCAACUUCGACGACGCAACCAGGUCGACGACCUGCGGGCCGGGCAAUGGCUGAAUUUCUCCAAGGCGCAGAUCGCCGACCUCAAUGCCCAAGCUGCGCCCGGCACCUCCGCCUACGACAACCUGGCCAACGGCAACAUCUACAACACGCUCCUCUACAACGACGACACGCGCUCGCUGAUCUCCAACCUCGUCACCGGCGCGGGCAACGACGAGAUCAUCGGCAACGAGCUGAACAACAUCCUGACGGCCAAUGCCGGCAACGAUUCGCUGAACGGCGGCGGCGGCGUCGACGUGCUCUAUGCCGGCGACGGCAACGACAGCCUGGCCGGCGGCACCUCGACCGACGGCGUCAACCAGCUGUGGGGCGGCGACGGCAUCGACACCGUGACCUACGCCGCGCAGACGGCAGUCGUGUAUGUCGAUCUCGGCGCGGGCGCGGGCUAUCUGAAGGAAGAUGGCAUACUGGUCUUCACCGACGCGCUGGACUCGAUCGAGAACGCCAUCGGCGGCAGCAACAACGACACGCUGAUCGGCGACGACGGCAACAACGUCCUGGACGGCGGCGCCGGACAGAACGCGCUUUACGGGCUCGACGGCGACGACUUCUUCGCCGGCGGCACCGCGACCGGCGGCACCAACCAGCUCUGGGGCGGCGCGGGCAUCAACACGGUCGACUAUACGAAUAUCGAGGCGGCAGUGCGGGUCGAUCUCGGCGCCGGCGCCGGCUACGUGCUGCGCGGCAACGUCUUCGUGCUGGUCGACCAGAUGGAUCACAUUCAGAACAUGAUUGGUUCGCCCGCAUCCGGGCCGUGGAGGAUGACGAUGCCGAGGAUCCCUGUAAGACUUGCGUUCGUUGUGGGUUUGGGCCUCUUCGCCGCGGCCUGCCAGGGCGAUGGCUAUGGCGCCCCGAGCGGCGCCUAUCCCGGUGGACCGGGCUACUACAAUACCGGCUACAACAGCCCGCCGCCGCCCCCGCGCUAUGGCUACGCGCAGCCGGCCUACGGCUAUGCCCAGCCGGCGCCGAAUUACUACUACGCCAACCAGCCGCAGCAGCAGAACGCCUACUACAAUCAGGCCGACGGCCGCCGCUACACGACCGUGGCUGUGACCAAUCGCGGCCAGAACGGCUAUCGCGACGACGUGGUCCAGCAGCAGGUCGUCUGCGGCAGUCAGUAUUACGAUGGCUACAGGACCCGCAUCGCACCGCGGUGCU
Molecule: messenger RNA, 1389 nt
Organism: Ostertagia ostertagi
Lineage: Eukaryota; Metazoa; Nematoda; Chromadorea; Rhabditida; Trichostrongylidae
Source: the annotation of a GenBank genome assembly